Molecule: messenger RNA, 3870 nt
Organism: Plasmodium yoelii
Lineage: Eukaryota; Apicomplexa; Aconoidasida; Haemosporida; Plasmodiidae
Product: importin alpha re-exporter, putative
Exons: 3
Coding region: 1-3870 (1289 amino acids)
Molecular function (GO): small GTPase binding
Source: RefSeq, a predicted model, not a curated record
AUGGAGGAAAAUGUUGAAAAAGAUUUUCUUACAAUAUUUACACAAAGCGUAUCUAACAAUUUUGAAGAAAUCAGAUUAAGCGAACAAAAAAUAAGUGCAAUAUAUACUGAUUCAAAUAAAGAAAAUUAUAUUAAGAUUCUUUUUAAGUUAAUUAUGUAUCCAUAUGUUGAAGAAAAUGAAAAAAAAAAUAUAUAUGAUAAUUAUUUAAAUAUAAAUGUUAAAACAAGCAUAUUAAUAAGUAUAAAAAAUUUCAUAAAAAAAAAUAUACAUAGUAAUUUAGAAAACUUAAAAAUAAGUAAUGAUUUGUGUAUAAUUAUAAAACAUUUAUGUAUGCAUCUAUUAUUAGAUACAAAUAAUAAUGACAUUAAACAGUUGGAUAAAUAUCUAUUCGAAAUAUUGGUGCAUCUAUUUAAAUAUAAUAUAUCAGAUGAAUAUGAUUAUAUUCUUUUUUAUAUUAUUAUAUUAUAUUUAAAUGAUGGUAGUUUCAAUCAUAUAUUGAAUAUAAUUAAUAAUGAUGAUAAAAAAAAUAAUAUGAAUGCAAUGAAAAACAUAGAAUGUAUUAUAUUAUAUGCACAAAAUAAAUUUAUAUUACAAAAUAUUGAUCAAAAUAAUUAUAAUGUUGAAUUUGAUAAAAUUAUGGAAAAUAUAAACAAUAUUAAAAAUGUGAUAAAUAAUAGAAACAACACAAUGAAUGAUGAUAUAGUAAAUUGUAUUAAUGACACAAAAAAAAUAUAUAAAUCUAAUGAUAAAUAUAAUUUAUUUAUUUUAGAUGAUUAUAUGUUAUAUAAUAUAUCUAAAGAAAAUACUUCUAUACAACCAAAUAUUGAAAAUAAUUUAGAACAAUUUAUUAUAAAUGGUUUUAAUUUUAUGGGAAAAGGAAUCAUAAUUAAAGAUUAUAAUAAUAAUGCAAAUAUUAUUGAUUUAGCCAAAUAUAAUAAUUAUAAUUCGAUUUUCAAUAAUAUGAAUGUUAAUAAAUUUAAAAAUAAAUAUAUUGCUCUAAAAAUAUUACGAAAAAUUAUAAAAAAAUAUAAAGAUAAUGGUUAUGUAGCUAAAUUUGAUAUCAAAAUAAUUUUGACACAUAUUGAAUAUCCUUUAACAUUAUAUUUUAUUUAUUUAUAUAAUAAAUUUAGAGAAUAUACAAAUUAUAUAAAUAUCAAAUUAAAUGAUCAAAAAAAUGGAUGUAUCACAAAUGUUGAAAACGAAAUAAAUAUAUGUUUUUACACACUUAAUGAUAUAGUUAUGAAUUUAUAUAUUUUGUUAAAAAAUUUUUAUAAUAUUAACACUAUAGAUUUACCAGAAUAUUAUGAAGAUAAUUUUGAUAUUUUUUUUAAUAUAUUUUACAAUUUUAUAACAUAUGAUAUAGAUGUUUUAAGAAACUAUUUUUUACAUCUAUCUAUAACUAGAAAUUAUAAAUUUGGACAAAAUGAUUCCACUAAAUAUAUAACAAAUAUUCAAAAUGUUGGUGGAAAUUCCAAUUUAUUAAAUUUAAAUGGAUCUGAUCUUGCUAAUAAAUUAACAUCUAAUAAUUAUAUGGAAAAAUUAAUAAAUAAUUUUCAACAAAAUAUGAUAAAAUGUAAAAUAAUAACAAUAGAUAUUAUCAAAAUUAUAUCUGAAAGAUAUCAAGAUGAAUCUAAAACAUAUAUUUUGAAAAUGAUUUAUUCAUUAAUAGAUAUAUUAUAUAAAGAAAAAGAUAAAACAUUAUUAUGUCAUAAUUAUAAUUGUUUAUCUUCUACUAUUAAAUUAAUUUAUCAUAUGCAUCUAGAAAAAAGUGAUUUGAAUCCAUAUAUACAAGUUAAAUUUAUAGAAAAAAUAAUAGAACGGGUUCUUCAACAUAUAAAAUUAAAAUAUAAUGAUAUUGAAGAAAUUUUAGAUGCAGAUUUAGACUAUUUUAGAAACGAUCUAAACAAUUCAAAUGCAUUUUCAAUUAAACCAUCUGCUAUAUAUUUUCUAAAAACAUUAUGUAGUAACUAUUUUGACAUUUGUUUCCCUACAUUAAAAUUUAAAAUAUUAUCAAAAAACUCAUUUCUUGCAUCUGAUUCAAAGCAAGCUAACCAAUCACAACUAACCGAAUCGCCAGUCUCUAAUGAUGACAUCGAUUCUAGUAACCCAUUCUUUGAGCCUUGUAAUAUGGAAUAUAAGGUUCAACUCAUAACAUGUUUAAAUCAAAUAAAUUUAUCCACUAAUUUUUAUCAACAAAAUAUAAAAAAUGACUUAAAAAAUUUCGUUAUUUCUAUAUAUAUGAAGUAUCCAAAUUUUGAUUCACUUUUUUAUAAUGUUAAUGAUAACAUUUUCCAAAACAAUCAAAUAAAUAAAACAGCGCAGGUGGGUUCCACUGCCACUGCUAACACUAACACUGCUGCUUCAAAUUCGGGAAGCAUAGCAAACAAAUCGGUUUGGCUAAAAAAUGAAGAGAUAUUUAACCCACACAAUACAAUAUAUUUAUUGUCUAUUCUUAAAUUUAUAUUAAAUAACAGAAAUAUAUGCACAACAGAAGAUAAUAUUGUAGACAUAUUUUCCUUUUUAUAUCAUUUAUUAUAUAAUGAAAGAAAUAUGAUACAUAAUUAUUCUUGUUUGUGCAUAAAUCGAUUAUUAAAUUGUCAAAUAAAUAAAGAAUUGUUAGAUGGAAUAUAUCAAAAUUUAAUUUUAAAUAUUUUAAAUAGAUUAUUAUUUUUACUAAAAUAUAAUGUAUAUAAUAAAAUAUUAAAUGAAUAUAUAUUAAUCACUAUUUUAAGAAUAUUUAUGAUUUUUUCAGAAAAAAUAUCAAAUCAAUAUAACAUUUUAGUACUUGAUCUUAUUGAUACUACAAUAAAAAUAAUAAUAAAUGAUUCCCAUAAUCCAAUAUUUAAUCAUUAUUUAUUUGAAUUAUUAACACUAAUAAUAUCAUUAAUUUAUAAAAAUCAAAAUCAAACAUGUAUAGAUAUGAUUGAAAAUAUAACUAUAUCAAGUUUUUCGAAUAUUUUAGAAUUAUAUAUACAUGAUUUUAUUCCUUAUAUUUUUCAAAUAUUAUCUAUUAUAAUAAAUAAUACAUAUCAAAUUAAAAAUGUACAUUUAAAUAUACUUUCAAAUUUAUAUCAAAUGGAUUUAUGGAAAAGUUCUGUUGGAAAUCCAAAUGGGAUCAUAUGUGUUUUGACUAGCUAUUUUAAAAAACAUAAUUUAUUUCAAGAUAUCAUAAAAAAUAAUAUGCAACAAUUAUUUAAUAUAUAUCAUUAUUGUAUUUCUAAUCAAAAAUUAUCAAUAGAUUCAUUUCAAAUCAUUCUAAUCAUUUUUACUUACCUUCCUAUUGAAUAUUAUCAAUCUUUUCUCAAGCCUCUCUUUGUUUUAUUAUUUACAUUUUUACAACAAUAUAAAAACGACAUAAUUAAAAUAAAAGUUAUACACUCACUCUCAGUUUUUAUUCUAAAAACGGACGUCACUCACUUCCUUUCGAUAAUCGACCAGGUCCAGCCCGGACUCAUUUUCAACGUCCUCAAGAGUUUGUACAUGCCCAUCAUGGAUAAACUAAUCAACAUUAAUGAGAAGAUCAUUAUUUUUAUUGCUCUUGCAAAAAUAAUAAAUAAUGAGCAAAUAAAAAGGGACCCGAUUAUUGUGGAGAUUCUUAAUUUAUUGGACAAAAAUAUUACAAAAAAUGAACUUGUUAUGAAAAAAAAUAAAAUACAACAAAAUCUUGGUAUUGAGAAAGAUGAACUUGACAAAGAUUUCGAGGUUACAUAUGUCAAAUUGCAAAUGAUAAAUAACGAAAAUAUAAACGAAACGGUCUUGCGAGGCAUAGACAUAAACGCAGAAUUGAAGAAGAAUCUGUUUCAUCCCGAAUUUAUGCAGAUUUGUAGUUCGAAUUCGCUCAAUAAUAUCCUCCAACUUUUUAGCAAUUAA